AUGCCAUACGUAGGAUGGAUGGAGCUUAACUUUAGGCUGUUGUCGUCUAAGGUGGAAUUGGCAGUUCCCUUUCUUGUUACAGACCAAUCAUUGGACACGCCAAUAAUCGGCUUUAAUGUGAUUGAGGAGAUUGUUAAAACCAGUAGUGAGGAUGUUGAGCUACAUCAAGAAAUUACUUCAAGUUUUACUAAGUUAAAUGGUAAAAAUGCUUCAGCAUUAGUGAAUUUUAUCCAAAGCCGUAAUCAAAGUGAUCUCUCCUUUAACUCCCAGACAAAGUCAAAGUGUGACUUGCAGGGCAAACACAGGGCCUGUAGAGAGAACUACUCCAGUACUGUUUGA
Porites evermanni is the source of this 339-nucleotide messenger RNA. NCBI's taxonomy places the organism in Eukaryota, Metazoa, Cnidaria, Anthozoa, Scleractinia, Poritidae. The record is from the annotation of a GenBank genome assembly.